AUGUACCUAAACGAUUGUCAAAGAACUGACUUCUACGAGGGUAUUGGUUUAAACACAAAGGAGUUCGACAUGCACGUAAUCAUCGAGACAAACCGAACCACGGCAAGAAUAUUCCCUGCGGUGUUGGAUGUUGAGAACCCUGAGUUCAAGAGGAAACUAGAUAGAAUGGUUGUGAUCAAUGAGAAGCUGAUGGCUGUAGGACAAACAGAUGAUCCUUCCUUUGUCAAGAACCUCAAGAGGAUUCCUCUCAUUGCUGGUUUAGUAUCUGAGAUCUUGGCUGCUUAUCUCAUGCCUCCUGUUGAGUCUGGAUCUGUUGAUUUCGCUGAGUUUGAGCCUAAUCUUGUCUACUAG
Eruca vesicaria subsp. sativa (arugula) is the source of this 351-nucleotide messenger RNA. Lineage: Eukaryota; Viridiplantae; Streptophyta; Magnoliopsida; Brassicales; Brassicaceae. The record is from the annotation of a GenBank genome assembly.